CGUAGCAGCUCUCUACAAUGUAUUCGGUUUUAGUUAACGCGGUGUUGUCCAGCUCUCCUGACUAUGGCCUUCUGUUUGAGUCUCUGUCCUGGACGAGUGACUCGUGGCCAGGGACGGAGCGGGUGGAGGCGCUGACAGUUUUUAUCGAAGGACUCAGACCACUUAUGGCCGACUCGGACACGACUACGUUUUCAGAUGCGACCAGAAGAUCUAUUAAAGAUAAAAUCGAGUCGGUGAUCUGGACCCAGUGUCUGCCUCUCCUCUCCAGAAUAUCAGCAGAAGCCGGUGAAGGUAUGCGAUGCAGGGAGAGUACAGCUGCUCUCUCCCGGCUUGUGAGCGUCUGUGUCCCGCUGUGUGACGAGGCUGUACCGGGGCGGGUAGCUCUGUCUGUUCUGCCCUCGCUCCAGCUGUCGGAGGAGGAAGAGGUGCCCGGGCCGGGACGACUCAGCGUGGAGGUUGCCAGUGAAGUCGUGGCUGCUCUCAUACCUUCUCUAUCAGCGGAUGAACAGCUCACUCUCACCACCCUGACAUCUGCCUUGUCCUGCAUCAAAACACUCCCAGAUCCACUUGUCUCCAAAAUCACAGUCAGGCUCCUCUUGGCCCUCCUGAACUGCUGCAGCGAUGUGAGGUUAGGGAGCAGCCUCAAGCUGAUCCUGGAUGAUCUGUGCAGCUGGCACACCACUGACCGCACACCUGUGGUUACAGAGCGGGCACUGCUGUGUUUGACCGCCAUGUCAGACCACCUGCUGAAACCUCACAGUCCCCCCUCUUCCUCGUCCUCUUCCUGCGAGCCUCGCCUGUCUCUCCAGUUCUGGAGGAUAGUUCAGGAUGGACUGACGCACAGAGACAGCGUGUCACGUAAAAGGGCGUUGUACCUGCUGAAAAAGUGCGUGGCCCUGUCAGAGGAGGAGGGGGUGGACUGUCCUGCCUGUCCAUCAGAAGAUGAGAUCUUGUUCAGAUGGGCCCCUCACAGGAGCAAGUUGCUUAGAGAGUUCUGGGAGGAUUACGCACUGGUGAUGGAGACCCUCGAGGAAAACCAGGUCCAUGUCGUCCGGCCAGUUCUAAACAGAAUAGACACAUUGAUCCAAACAACAGUGAAUGAUAGUCAAGCUUCAGGUCAAGGCCUCUUCCACCCCUCCUGGCUGCUGUGUGUGUACCAGCGGAUGUUCCACAGUGAGAAUAAAUCCCUGAUGAGAGAGGGAGUGUGUCAUCUGCUCGAGCUGCAGGUCCUGCAGCAGUCAGACUUUGCUGUGGCCUUUUCUCAGUUCAUCGUUGGCCCUUUUAUGGAUGUUCUGUCUGAAACUUCGCUCUUCCACAGGUCAGUUGGACAGAGUGUAGGAGAUUGUCCUGAACUCGGUGCUAAACUCCAAGUUUUCAUGGCCACCUUCUUCAGCAGCCUACCAUGCGAGCAUAGAGGCCACAUGUUGCUGCAGAUGAUCCAGCAGCUGUGCUCUAAGCACUGGUGUGCAGUACCCCUCCUCUUCCUCUCCCAGGCUCUGUCCAAACUCCCCCCAAGUCCACUGCUGGGAAUCGAAGGGCUCACUGCUCUCAGGGAGGUGCUGCGCUGCACUAUGAUCACUCAUCAAGUCCUGCUGAGAGGUGCUGCUCAGUGCUUCCUGCUGAACAGCGCCCUCCGUCUCACAGACGUGAGCACAGUGACCCUGGAUGAUGUUUUUAGUUUCCUGAUGGAUUUUCGUGCAGACGAGUCUCUGUGUAGAGGCACACAGAUCUGGAAGCAGUUGUGUGCCUGGCUGUUGGACAAUGAAGACAGUUUCAAGCCCAGGAUUCUGGAUGGGGAUGGAAAAGAAACUGUAAGAGGCUACGUUCAAAGUGAGAUAUACACAUAUCUCCAAGUCCCAGCUAGCACAGGUCACGCUGAGAGGUUGCCUGACCCAAGAGAGGCUGAUAAGUUGGCCAGGGCCAUUCUGCUGUGUGUGGACAUGGAGAGGAAUCAACUCGGGGCAGAGAUCAGUGACACUCUGGAGUCAUUACUGUCUCCGCUGCUGGACACCCUGAGCAGAGUCAGCACCAAUGUCUACUUGCCUGUGCGUAAGAGUGACAAGAGCCUGCAGCUCGUGCUCCGACUGCUCCAGCUUGGAAGAACACCAUGCUGUCAGCGUACUGCAGAGGAGCAAGAGGAUAACGUGAUGGCGGCCAUGACGAGGCUCAUUUUUAAAUUUGUCGAUCCCGUCCAAGAGUUUAUCCUAAGGCGGCUGUUUGGGGAGCUGCAGGAGCUGUUUGAUGUGGAGCGGGCAGAGCUGUAUCUGUGUGUCCUGAGGCAGCUGGUGGCCAUGUACAGUUCUGUACCACAGCACCACAAUAAACUUCACCAGACCUAUUUCCCUAAACUCAUCAAUCACAGCCUCAAGGUCCUGCAAGAACCAAGCCUGCAGGUCCACUCUGUGGCAAACCAGGUGGCUUCAGCAGUUGCUAUGGCAUCCCUGGCUACAGUCUGUGGUCUUGUGGAGCAGGAUGUGAUUGACAUGCGGUCAGACACCGUUUCUGUCCUGAGAUCACUGAAUGACUACUUCUACAAUCCAGUGUCAUCCUCCCAAUGUUUGCCCUCUCUGGGAAACUUCAAUCAGCGUCUGCAAAGACCACAGACAGGAGAUGGUUCAAGUGAUGUAGGAGUGCAGGGUCCUCUGGUGCAGGACUGGGGACGCAUCGCUGCUAAUUUCAUGCGGGACCAGUGGAUUUGUCUGAGCUUCCUGAUUAAGGCCUUUGGGAUUCCCGAGUCUGUAGAGAUUUCCAGAGCGUCCGAGACCCUCAAGGCUGCUCUGGGCUGCAGUGUGGAGGCCCUGGCUCUGCUGCCCAGUGACCUGGUGCUGCCUGUGCUCACCUUUAUGGAGACAGUGCUGCCACAAUUGCUGCUUUCUGAGGAGGCCCUCUGUGUAGAGGCUCUGACUCUGAGCUGGCAGCUGGUGCAGGGGCUGAGCACUAAUGCUCACGACUUCUGGCUCGCCCUGAAAGGUUUCAUCUCCAUGGCCUUCCACCAUAAACUGCUCCAGCUGACAGACCCUCAAGCUCCGACACUUGUCUCCACCCUGAAUCAGAUUGCCACUGAGUUGAUGGAGCUGUCUCAGUCAAAGAGCGGAGUGUUCGGCGUGCUGCUUCAACACUGCUGUCAGACGUGGCUGCCUGCAGACCGAGGCGGCGGCAACACGGCCAACGCCGUGUUUUCUAGUGUUUUUAGCCACGUCAACAUACUCUCUGAGGCUUGUGUGUAUGGGCCAGUGUUCAGGAGAGAUCAACGGCUCAUCCAGGACGUCCAAACGUAUGUGGAGCAACUUGGCGAAGAGUGUGCCGCCAACGUCGCAGUCACAAGUGAUAACAGAGACGAUCAGUUUCCUCGCACAUGUGUACUGGCUUUCCUCAGCCGCCUGGAUUGCUCUAAUCUGCAGCAUCAAAGACUGAUAGAGGAGCUAGUCAUGGAUUUGUUGAAAAAGGAUAAUGACAUAUCGAAGUCAAAAGUGCGUUACUAUAGCAACUCCCUGCAACAUCGUGUCAAAAACAGAGUAUGGCAAACACUGCUGCUGCUGCUCCCCAAACUCAGAGAGGAGUUUGUCGCCAGGUUGCUGAACCGUGUGUUUGAAGCUGGAUUCUGCAGUAACCAGGCCUCAGUCAAGUACCUGAUCGAGUGGAUGAUGAUUCUGAUCCUCAUCCACUACCCGGAACACAUGGACAGCUUUUUGGCCUGCUUCAACAUGGAUCAUGAAAAGACCAAGACGAGCAGCUGCACCUUCCUGUCUGUCCUGGUACAUUUCAAUGUCAUCAUUCCUAAUCUUAAGGAUGAGGCUGUGCAGUUGCGUAAAGCGCUGGACAUCAUCCUGCAGUGGUGUUUCAACCAUAACUUCAGUGUGCGCCUGUAUGCCUUGCUGGCCCUAAAGAGGGUGUGGAGCUUGGCCGAGGUCCGGGCCGAGGAAGGGGCCGACGGUUUGGGAGGGCUGUCGACUGUGAUCAAGGCCUGUCUGAACCAGGCGGAGGCCAUGCAGAGCACCGGAAAUGCCAACAAGAAUUGGAUGAAGAUUCAGGAGCACUUCUUCUUUGGUGCCUUUCAUCCUAUCAGGGAUUACAGUGUUGAGACCAUAUUCUAUACUUUUCCCAGUCUGUCAGAGUUGGCUGAUGAUGAGUGGAUUCCACUCUGGAAGUUUGAGAAGCUGUCCUUUUUCUCUGAGGGUCCAUCUCUCCCUUUGAGGAAUCCUGCUCCCGAGCUGAGACAGCUCCAGCCUGGAGACUGGAUCCAGCAAGACAAAGGUGAGCAGAAUAAGGAGGACCGCUGGGCGGAGGUGCAGAAGAAGAUCACUCCAUGGAGGCUGGGGAUCCAGGAGCAGGAACCCGAACUUCAGCUGGUUCCACAACAGAGGGCCGCUCGACUGGGCAAACUGCACGGCUCCCUGCUGGUGGUGGCCUCGCUUAUUGACAAGCCCACUAAUUUAGGAGGUCUGUGCAGGACCUGUGAGAUCUUUGGUGCCAGCGCUCUGGUUCUGGACAGCCUCCGCCACAUCAGCGACAAACACUUUCAGUCCCUGAGCGUCUCGUCCGAGCUGUGGCUUCCACUUUUAGAGGUGAAGCCUGCGGAGCUCACUGACUUCCUGCAGGUGAAGAAGAGUGAAGGCUACUGUAUCGUUGGAGUGGAGCAGACAGCCAACAGCCAGAGCCUCCAGGACUACCAGUUCCCCGAGAAGACCCUGCUCCUUCUGGGCAAUGAGCGAGAAGGUAUUCCUGCCAAUCUGCUGCAGAUGUUUGACGUGUGUGUGGAGAUUCCUCAACAAGGGGUCAUCCGUUCUCUCAACGUGCACGUGAGCGCCGCCUUGCUGAUUUGGGAGUAUACACGGCAACACCUCGCCUCCGGCUCAUCUAAGCCAACUCAAAACGCAGCUGACGAACAAACCGGCACUGCAGCCCUCUGGGCAUGA
Messenger RNA from Chelmon rostratus (copperband butterflyfish), 4916 nucleotides. It is a transcript of the gene tarbp1, whose product is annotated as TAR (HIV-1) RNA binding protein 1. The record is from RefSeq and is a predicted model, not a curated record. Gene Ontology annotation, molecular function: tRNA (guanine) methyltransferase activity; RNA binding. NCBI's taxonomy places the organism in Eukaryota, Metazoa, Chordata, Actinopteri, Chaetodontiformes, Chaetodontidae. Gene Ontology annotation, biological process: tRNA methylation.